Molecule: messenger RNA, 315 nt
Organism: Nylanderia fulva
Lineage: Eukaryota; Metazoa; Arthropoda; Insecta; Hymenoptera; Formicidae
Source: RefSeq, a predicted model, not a curated record
AUGACUGAGGCUCGCCAAAAGAUGGAGAGCCUCGAAAGCCUUGGUAUUAAGGAGGGCGUGAAAAUCAGAAGAGCCGUCACCGGGGCGCUGAUUUAUGAGAUUCCCGGAGAAAACGGUAAUGAGCUUGCGGACAAAUUGGCCCUCAAGCUCAGACAGGCCCUCUCCGGGAAGGAGGGUGUAAAGAUUCAGCGCCCCUCAAAGACAGCAGAGAUAAGAAUGAGGGGACUAGACGAGGCAGUUACCCCCUCAGAGAUCGGAGAAGCAAUCUCUAGAGACGGAAACUGCCAAGAGGAGGAAGUAUCCGUGGGGAAAUAA